Messenger RNA from Staurois parvus, 387 nucleotides. The record is from the annotation of a GenBank genome assembly. Lineage: Eukaryota; Metazoa; Chordata; Amphibia; Anura; Ranidae.
AGGUGCACUGUGUCCCUCGGACACAGCGGAUCACCGAUCAACGGAAAGAGCUGAAGAUGUCGGCUCGGUCAUGUGAUCAGCUGUGACCAAUCACAGCUGAUCGCAUGGGGCAUGUACACUGAUCAUCAGGGCACUAAUGAUCAGUGUGCCCUGAUGGUCAGUGUAGCCCCAGCUGUGCCACCUGUCAGUGCUCAUCAGUGCCAGCUGUCAGUACUCAUCAAUGCCACCUGCCAGUGCCCAUCAGUGCCACAUAUCAGUUCCUACAAGUGCACAUCAAUGCCACAUAUCAGUGCCCAUCUGAGCUGCCUUUCAGUGUCACCUACCAGUGCCAGUCAGUGCCACCUAUCAAUGCCAGUCAGUGCCACCUAUCAGUGCUGCCAAUCAGUG